UGUGGAAUGACUUUGACAAGUCGUUGUCCGUACAAAGGCGACUGGCGAAAAUUUUAUAUAUUAUCACGUAUUAAGUGCUCUGUGUCAAGCAAAUAUUGCAACAAAAGUACAUUUUGCCUGGAGUGCAUGAACCUAGUUGGUGCUUACGAGUUAGUGUUGCAUUAGACAGUUUGUGUGAAGGCAACACGCAAUAUCCCAGGCGCCCGUGCAGCGUAAGAAAGCUACGGAAAAUUUCCACUUACACUCACACCAUCCUGAAAGGGGGACGCAGCGAGCCAGGGUGCAGCAACGACAAUCAGCUCAACAAUCAGUUCGACGGGACCCAUAGUUCUGCCCGUUCCGUGUUGCAAGAUUUGCCGUUAUGCGUUGUUAUCGAUGUGCCCAGACUGUAUGGUGUAUUGGCCUAGUGCACUAUGUGUGAUGAUGGUGCAUAUUUAUAUUAGUAAGGUUGACUAGAGACUGUGAGUAAACUGCAAUGCCGCAUCUACGCGCCCGUGAGGAACAAAUGACGACAAGUCGUUCGAAACACAAGUGUGUGGCAUCGUAGACUGCUGUACAAAUUCCUCAUCUGAUUCAUUCCAUUUCAUCUAAUCGGCUAAGUGACAAUAAGCGAAUCUGGAACGGAUUUGUACUCAACUUAGAAGGUGAUGAGAGACCGCCAGAUUCCAGUGAUUUUCUGCAGCAUUGAUACAUGAAAACUAUGCGAAAGUUAAGUCUCAACACGGGUGCAGGUAUGUCUCGACAAUCGAAAACGGCACCACAAGCGAAGAAGGUGAUGCCGCCAGCCGUGCCGGACAUCUAUGGAAAGGUUGGAGCAAAUAAUGGAACUACACCAAUUGACAGAGGCGGGGUGAAAAAGAUCGGGUCCGGUGUGCCUUCCGACAACCCCGAUGGAGAGGUACGCAACGGAGUUGGAGCAAUAAUGCUCGAGCAUCAUAAUCACGGAACAGACGGAUCGGCGAGGACAUCGUCGGUUUCGCUCGCAACAACGACUGCUCCGUCUAGUUUAUUGCUGCGCUGCGGUGGUGGCGAUGUGGUCGUUGAUUACGUUAUGGACGAUCAAGGAAUCGAUCUGACCCAAUCGCCCGGUCGGGACAGUCCGGUAUCGUUGUCCGGUUCGGCUGGGUCCGGUUCGCGAAAUUCAACCGCUAGCCUCGACUCGGGACGAGCGUCUUCAUACUUGACCGGUGCGUCCAACUCAUCUAAUCGCAGUGUCAGUGGGGUAGGAAGCUACGGCGUCCUAUCGUCACCUCGCUGCUCGGUCAGCUCAUGCUCGAUAGGCUCAGGUAGCGUUGCGGGCGGCAACAGUAGUGGUGCUGGGAGCGGCUCACAUCGCCUCAGCAACCACUCAGCGGGGAACAAUCGCUGCGAUCACGACAUUAUAUCCGACUGGCUGAUGGAAAUACACUUCCAGGAGUACACAUACCUAUUUCUCGACGCUGGUUACGAUUUAUCCACUAUCGCUCGCAUGACACCCGAGGACCUGACUGCGAUAGGCAUCCGCAAACCGAACCAUCGCGAGCGUUUAAAGCGGCACAUUGAUGCCCUUAGGCUUCCCGACCCAUUACCCGGCUAUGUACCCGGAUCCAUCGAGGAAUGGUUGCGUUUACUGCGUCUGGACGAGUACAUACAGCCGCUACUCGCGCAAGGCUACCAGACGGUGCACGAUGUGACCCAACUUACCUGGGAAGACCUGGAGGAUAUCGGCAUUGUUAAGCUGGGGCACCAGAAAAAGAUUCUGCUCGCCAUCAAACGUGUGAAGGAUAUCAUCAACGGCAAAAUGAUGGGUGGCAAUGGUAGUGCCUCGUCGGUAAUCUCCGCAUUUAAUGCCGGUCUCUCGCCAACGGCAGGGGUACGUUCGCCGGUCGUCGAUGGAACUUUGGUGCGGGCACACUACGACGAUAUGAGCAUUGGAUUACGUUCGGAAUCUUCCAAACAGCAUCAUCUGGCCGUUUCUGGAUCGUACAGCACGUUCCUACGCCAACAGCCACCGCUGACGGGUGGUACCGGUGCUGAGGUUAUGUAUUACACUCAACAGCAGCAGCAGCAGCAGGGCGUACACACGCAGCUUCACCCUCACCAGACGAUAACUUAUCCUCACGUACAUUUCGAUGGCACGCAUGCUGUUUACCGGCGCAGUUCGUAUGACGACAGUGACAUAACGCCAACCAACGAGAAGGCAUGUGCCCUUCUGGCACUGUCCGACGCUGCAGUGGAUGAGAAGUCCAGCAGUUCGCACGGGGGUGUCUUAACGCAGCAGGAGCAGCAGCAUCAACAGUGGAUACUUCACACGCAAAAGCAAUUCCAGCAACAACAGUCGCAGACUAAGCAGCAGCAACAGCAGCAGCAGUACUUCCAGGGCGGUGGCACGCUACCCCGCCAGCACCAGCGCAAUAGCUACGGUGUUCGGUUGACGUUGUUGAGCGGGACGCCGAACCAAAGUGCUCAACGUCAGCGACCGAUAGCUAAGAUUGUGGCCAACAACCUGAAACUGCCCGGCGUGGGUAAUGUAGGCGGAGUGUCGCCUUUGAUCGAUAAUGCUACCGGGGGGGAAACCGUGACCGGUGGUGUAGGUAGUAGUCCACCAAUUUAUCCAGCGGAGGUUGUCCCGAUGCCACCAAUGCUCGGACACAUUGAAAACGUCGAGAUGGCAACGGCAGCCCUGGACGCGAUGCAUUUCUCCAAUUAUACCAGUUCGCCUUACGCCGCUGCCGUCCAGUUUCAGCAUCACCAUUCAGCUCUGAGCUUCAGCGGCGGUAAUAUUGCGGACGAAUCAUCCGGUUCGAUGAUCUCCAGCGCGCCUGUUCAGCAGCAGCAGCAGCAGCAGCAACCCAUAUACCACAAUCAAAGUAUGAUGCUUCACCAAUCCCUUCAACAGCACACCGGUAACCUGCCGCUUCAAAGUCAUCACUAUGCUACUCACCCGAAUGCAGCGUCCUCGACCCAGUCCACACCCUCGCCGCCCACACUGCCCGGGCCUGGCUGCGCGCCUGGAGGUGUUGGCCAACAUCUACACUCGAUGGUUCCGUUCCCUGCUGGUACCUACGCCGGCCAGAUGCACCAGACCACGGUAGAGGUGCACAAGGUGUCAUCUCAGCACGAUAACAAAUCAAACUCGAGCCUGGAAUCGAUUGAUCAAAUACCGUUCGCCAACGAGAACGCUGGUACAAUCAAGCAGCGAUCCUCGCUCAACAGAGUCGAGCAUCAGUUCCAGCAGCAGCAACAACAGCAUCACUCUGCAUUACUAUUACCCACGACGACACCACUGCCUUCGUCGGCUACCUCGAUGGCAGGCUCGUUGAUUACUACUACGACGUUGGCAACGGUUUGCAUACGGCAAGAGCUAUCGCCAUCAACGACCGGGUCAUCAUCAGUCCCCGCUGGCAACAAUAGUUCAUCGGUCACCACGAUGGCGUCUUCCAAUACGUCCAGUGCCGCUGCGUCUGCGCAAGUGGGCGCUAACACUUCCGGGACCGGUGCUCCCUCAGACGACAUCUACGGCACAAACGUUCUGAACGACAUCGGCAAUAUGCUUGCCAACCUGACUGACGAGCUCGAUGCUAUGCUCGAAGAAGAAAAGUGCGCGGGCAUAAGCGAUAUCGAGUAGGAGCGCGGGUGUGGCAAUUCAAUUACAUUGUUUUUGCUCUCACACCUUUAACGGUUCACAUUUAUUUCAUUUUAGCAAGUGAUAAGUGCAAGGAGUGUAACGAUACCAUUAAUUUAUCAUCGUGUUUCCCGGCGUCCGCAAGCAGUUAUGGUUACGGGGGGGAAUGCUAGGAAUAUAUUCAGUGUAGGAAAUAGUCGCAUCUUCGUCGAUAGUUACUCAUUGAGUAUUACGAAUUUUAUCGGCAGCAUUGGUGAGAUCGUUAUGAUUUAUAUUUUACUAUUUCGUUUUACAAUAGUAAGGAAAGAGUGUGAUAAUAAUUCGUAUACACACAAGCUCGAUGUGUAAACGUGUCUUGGUGGAUAGGCUAGGCUAGUAGUGGGAGCUCAUUACACGUAAACGCUAUGCAGAUGAGUAAAUAUGUCAGCUGAAUACGAUCAUCUUACUUAAUCAUAACACUCUAAGUUGCAAUGAAUAAAAUCAUGUCCUUCCAGUAA
This is a messenger RNA of Anopheles coustani, 4101 nucleotides long. RefSeq lists its product as uncharacterized. Gene Ontology annotation, biological process: axonogenesis; cell surface receptor protein tyrosine phosphatase signaling pathway. Lineage: Eukaryota; Metazoa; Arthropoda; Insecta; Diptera; Culicidae. The transcript is spliced from 5 exons. Bases 692 to 3607 code for a protein of 971 amino acids. Gene Ontology annotation, cellular component: focal adhesion; axon. Gene Ontology annotation, molecular function: signaling adaptor activity; protein phosphatase binding. The record is from RefSeq and is a predicted model, not a curated record.